Messenger RNA from Cricetulus griseus (Chinese hamster), 3253 nucleotides. Lineage: Eukaryota; Metazoa; Chordata; Mammalia; Rodentia; Cricetidae. The record is from RefSeq and is a predicted model, not a curated record.
GGCUAGCAAUGCAAAGGAAAAUAAUACUCCUGUGUGACCAGUAUCAUCUCUACAUUCAAUGACAUUCUACAGUGUGACAAUUUAAUGUCUGUUAUGUUUUCUUUUCCAUUGUCAGUUCAUAAAACUUGAAAAAUUAAUGCCUCUUGAUCUAGCCACUGACUGCACAAUAGAAUUUUGAAUGCAGUGUGACACUAAAGUAAAACUCUCAAUUAGAGCUUCAUUGUACAAAAACCACAAUUCUAAAAGCAAAUAGAAAUUGGUGUGAGCAAUGUUGAAGCCAAGUGUAUGACAGCAAACUAAGUUAGCGUCUCUCUUUUAAGGUGACGCAAGCUGGACUGAGGGAGGCGUUGGGGCAAGAAGGUGUUGCUGUUGAUUGGCUUGUGUCGUUCACUCCCACUGGCCUUUAAAUCAUUGUCUUGCUUUCCAAACGUUCAGAUACGUCACCUCUGUGACAGGGGUCUGCCAUCCCAAACAAUUCAUGAAAGACUGCACAGGACUGGAUAAAUAAGUAAGAACAGUGUGUUCUGAACGUCAACACGAAGGGCAAGAGCCUUAAGCUGAAGGGGCUGUGGAUUAUUUACUCUGAAGAAGCUCCUGUGUGGACAGGAAAGCGCUGACAGGUCAAAUGGACCCCAUGGAACUGAGAAAUGUCAACAUCGAGCCUGAGGACGAGAGCAGCAGUGGAGAAAGUAUCCCAGACAGCUACCUGAGGAUGGGGAACUCUGAAAAGGCAGCCAUGAGCAGUCAAUUUGCUAAUGAGGAUGCCGAAAGUCAGAGGUUCCUAACAAAUGGAUUUUUGGGGAAGAAGAAGCUGGCCGAUUACGGGGAUGAACACCACCCUGGAACGACUUCCUUCGGAAUGUCCUCCUUCAACCUGAGUAAUGCCAUCAUGGGCAGUGGGAUCUUGGGCUUGUCCUAUGCCAUGGCCAACACAGGGAUCGUCCUUUUUAUGUAAGUGAACACAUGUGCCUGUGUUUAGUGCCACGUUUGCAUAUAACUUGACAACCUGAUGCAAGUUCUUUGUGAAUGAGGGUAAUCUGAGAAAGUAUUAGUAAAUCACUCUUGCUUUUGUACACACCCACCACUAGAGGAAUAGCUGGUCUAAUCAUGGUGCUUGCUCAUUUGACUGUUUUUAAUCAAAUGGUAGAAUGUUUAUGUAUUCAACCACCAACAUGUUCAUGCAGCCCAUCGAUCCAAAGGAAGAAGAAACCAUUUCCCAGAGUAGCCCAUCACUUGAUGCUCAAAAUAACGUAGUGUUCAGUAAUCAGAAAUAUUUAUCCCCAAAGCAAAUCAAAUUAUUGAAUAAUCUUAGGAAAAAUAACUCAUGUCAUCUAAGAGCCUGCAUGCCCCAAUCCUAUUCUCUGUGCCUCUGGAUACCAGAUACAAUGCACUGGCCUUUCUUUGCACAUGGGCUCAGAGCCCUCUUUCCUGUCUUCAUUUAGUUCACUUCUCAUAGCUCUGUUCAGCCUUACCUUCUGUGACCUCUGUGACAGGGGCUAGUGUAUCAUAGGUGUGCCUCCAUUGUAACACCCUUGUGUGCUUGUCUGGUUUCCUUAGUUAGUGUCUAGCUCCCUUGCUAAACUACAAGACCCAGAGAACUGGCCCCAUUUCUCACCACACACCCUUUCCUAAAUCCUAACACAGUGCCUGCAGGACUGUGGAUGACUGAAGAUUAUUUCCAAACCUCUGUGCUUUCUCCACACUUGGUCCAAGGCUGCCUGAAAGCAGCAGUGUUCCACAGCUGACCUAUAGAAUGGCUGAAUGGGGGCCUCACCUGUGAUGGACAACCACAGAUGUCUGCAUGGUUGCACAGAGUUUGGUAUUUUCCAAGACACACUUCUCAGUAUCUAAUAUGCACAUUAGGUGCCAUAUGAACAUGGAGCCUCGAGAGCUAACUGUCUAAGAAUGCAGCACAUACACUUUCAAUAUGUGCUAUUUGUGUUCCGCUGUUGCAUACGAUUAGCUAAUCACACAGCUAUGUAAGGACUUAGUAUCAGAACUAUAAAUAUUUACCUUGUGUCAAAUGAACUAUUUCAUGAAUUAUAGGCUUUAGCUGAAUGGGUUUUUAUACCAACUUCAAUAAAUUGUUUGAAAUCAAUUAGCUGUUCCCCAUCUGAAUAAUUGGCUCAUAAUGUAUUUGCAUAUCUAUAUGCUUUUGUAAUGAACACAACCUUUAAACCAAAAAGAAUGCUUUCUCAUUAAUCAUUCGUGCCAUUAGAAAUUAAGAAAUUAUCACAGAUCAUUGAUGAGCAGAAACAGGAAACACUUUUCCCCAACCAUGGAGCCAUAGACCACCUUCUGGAGAAGACUGCGGUCCAAAUUUAAAACAAAGGCUUCAUUUCAUUUAGCUGGUUAACUUGACCAGAACCAUCACAUCUCAACACCAUGGGUAUUGCUGUGUGCAUCUCAGAAACAUUCAGUUCUUCCCCUUAGUUUGCAGCAAGUGACAUAGCAUUCCACUGAUUUCACUUUUAGAAUUUGUCUCAUACCAAGCACAUGUUUAAGCUAUAGGAAUGCUCAUUAUUCUUCCAUGAAACAAAACUACAGAAACUGAACUACAUAAUUCUUAAAAAAAAAAAAAACAGGUACAUUCAUACUACAUGGAUGGGUAAGCAUUGCUUAGAUGGUCCAGGAAGACUUGGUUUCUGGAAAAUCAGGACACACAUGGCUAGAGUCUCUAUAAUUGUGUAACCUGUGGUCUGAAUGUACAUAUACAUCUGUGUUCUUGCUGGGAUUAUCAGAUAAACUGUGGAAAGAUGUGUGUUCUCAAGUAAACAAAAGGAAAGAUUGCUUUUUUGGAAUUUCCGAUGUUAGUACUGUUGAUUUAUGACCUAGAUGAUGCUAAUUACAUUUUUUGUUGUUGUUUGGGACAAGGUAUCAUUAUGUAGCUCAUAAUCCUCCUGCCUCAGCUUCUCAAGUGUUGGGAUUACAGGUGUGUGCCACCAUGCCUGGUUCUACCCAUGCUCUUCUUUUUAUUUGGGAGAUAUGCUGAUUGGUACUAACAUAGAAGCCAUUCAUACAUGUGGUUGUAUAGACGGCCCUGAUUAUUAAUGGAUACCCUUUGAAUAUAAGCAAGGAAUUGUCCUGCCAGCUACACUCACCAUCCUCUGCUUUCUUUAUUGUACCUGACCCUCCAGUUAGCAAAGCAUCAUCCUUUCUUAUGUAGUCAAAAAAUAACUGGAGUGUCUAAGCCUAGGUUUUGUCAUGUUCUCAAACAGCCUUUCACAGCUACCUGUUGAUGCAAAUACACCAU